Talpa occidentalis (Iberian mole) is the source of this 2126-nucleotide messenger RNA. It is a transcript of the gene OTUD6A, whose product is annotated as OTU deubiquitinase 6A. The coding region runs from base 203 to 1084 and encodes 293 amino acids. Gene Ontology annotation, biological process: protein K33-linked deubiquitination; protein K27-linked deubiquitination; protein K11-linked deubiquitination. The record is from RefSeq and is a predicted model, not a curated record. The transcript has a single exon. Gene Ontology annotation, molecular function: cysteine-type deubiquitinase activity. NCBI's taxonomy places the organism in Eukaryota, Metazoa, Chordata, Mammalia, Eulipotyphla, Talpidae.
CGCAUUGGGGGUGUGGCCACGGAGAGACAGUGGCCAAUGGUAGAGAGGACCAUGGACAGAGCCAGAGCAAGGGCCAGGGAGGUUGAGCGGUGAAGACCGCAGCCGCUGGUGGCGGUUGAGGACCUCUGACCACCGUAGUGGUCCUAACGGUUACUCUGAAUCAUAACCGGUACGUGAGCCGCCACCAAAGUCCAAUUUCGACAUGAUGAUGGAAGAUCCACAGAGCGAGCAUCAGCGAAUGGUGCGCCGCCACCACCGUGAGAAGAAAGAGCUGAAGGCCCAGAUCCAGGCCAUGAAGAACUCGGUGCCCAAGAAUGACAAGAUGAGGAGAAAGCAGUUACUCCUCGACGUGGCCCGCCUUGAGGCCGAGCUGGAGCAGAAGCACCAGCAGGAGCUGGAGAAGUUCCAAGAGAACUUCCCUGACAACAGCAGCCAAGUUGACUCCGUCGCCGAAGACCUGGCCAAGAUGGAUCUGGAGAACCAGCCCCCCCAUCUGACCCGGGCACAGAGAAGGCGUGAGCGGAGGGCAGCCCUCGAGAGGGAGCGGCUGGAGAGGAUCGCUGAGGCCGAAACAGAGGACCUGGCCAGCUUCCGCCACGAGGAGGAACAGAAGCUGGCCGCCAUCCUGGGGGCCAAGAACCUGCAGAUGAAGGACAUCCCUGCCGACGGCCACUGCAUGUACCGCGCCAUCCAAGACCAGCUGGUGUUUGCUGUGACCCUGGAGUGCCUGCGGGGCCGCACUGCAGAAUACCUGCGAAAGCACGUCGACGAGUUCCUGCCCUUCUUCAGUGACCCCAAGACUGGCGACGGCUACAGCCUUGAAGCCUUCAUGGGCUACUGUGACGACAUCGUGCGCAGCGCGUCGUGGGGCGGCCAGCUAGAACUCAGGGCCCUGUCGCACGUCCUGCAGACCCCCAUCGAGGUGAUCCAGGCCGACUCGCCAGUCGUCGUCAUUGGGGAGGAGUACACCAAGAAGCCUCUCGUGCUCGUCUACCUGCGCUAUGCCUGCAGCCUCGGAGAGCACUACAACUCGGUGAAGCCGCUCGAUGCCUGUGCCAUCGGGGGUGCACCGCGGCUCUUCUAGGCCCACCCGGCCUUGCUGCUCAGGUCCCAGGGAUGGAAGCUGCCACCACAUCUCCCCAGUAGGCUCCAUGUGUCCCCUGUUUUCUCCUUCCUUGUACUCCAAUUUCACUUACCCUGCUACUCCAAGCCCACCCACCCCCAAUCCCACUUCCCUACCUCGCCAUUCUAAUCCCCUGGCUCUCCAUCCUGGCUCUGGCUUCUGCCCAGGUGCGCUGGGAGGUGGGGUGGAGUGAGUGACACAUCCACCCUCCGGGAAAUCUCCGCCCAGUUCUCCCCCAUGGGAGUAAGUUUGAUAAGUGCUAACCAACCACUUCUGCUCUCCCUGCCCAGAUAAGCACUAGUCCCGUUGCUAAUUAAUAAAUUGGGGGUGAAAAAUGUAAAUAAGGCCGGAUGCAUUCACCUGGGGGAACAUCAGUUUAGUUUGGAGGCUUCCGAUUGUCCCAUGAAUAUAUUGGAUUUCUUAGCUACAAGUUGGAGUUUCUGUGAUCAGAAGUGUCUAGUGAAUGCCUUUUGCUUAGUUCUUUGAAAAAAUGUUGUCAUGGGCUGGGUGGGGAUUUGCUAUUUGCUGUUCUACUCUUGGAAGCGUCUCAAAUUACAGCGAAAGCUCCCAGAGUACUUUUGGUUUCUUCUUCAUAAAGAUGUGUGAUUCCAAAUUAACUUGUAUUGCUUAGAUGUUUGCUAUAUUCUAAAUAAUAGAUUUUUAAGAAGUUUGUUCAGUUUGGAAGUUAAAUGUUUUCAGUAUAGAAAGGAAAUUUACAGAAAUUGAUAGGCUACAUAAGGUUUACUCUGACAUUUGAAUGAUCUCAACAGUUUCCUUUAUUAAAGAUGGGGCAGGAUAUGUCUUGAUUCUAGUAGUAGUGGAUCCAUUUCAUUAUUUCUACAAUUGUAAAGCAAAAAGAAACAAACUGAUAUAGUUUCAAAGGUGAAGAUAUGAACUAGCAACUUUCCUAUAUUUUCAGAGACAUGAAAGAGUAUGACUUUAUUCAAGUAGUUGGUCCACUUUGUUAUAAUUACCACUGGUAUGAAAUGUGAUAGAUCUGGAC